GGGUUAAUGACUGUGUAUAUGUGUGUGUUUAUUUCAGCAACAUAUGAGAGGAUUACUAUGUGAGUCAAUGUAUAAGCCAGUUAUAGUGUAUGCGUAAGCCUCUGUUGAUGCACCGGGGAACAUUAUGCUUCUGGUGUUAUGUACAAGUGAAGCAGAUUACUAUUGCUACCGAGGAACAGACAUAAACAGGCAUCCCAAAACACACGGAUGCAUGUUGAGACUAACACCAUCACUGCAUGUGAGUCUUUCUUUUAAUGCCCUCAACCAAAAUGAUUAGAAAUACUGAGUUACAAUAAUACUAAAUGUAGAUGGGUCUGCAUGUAUGUGUGUGUGUUUCAGAAGGAUGUGUAGUCUGGACGAGAUUCCCUUUAAAGUUAUUCUGGACUGUUUAAAGAUACAGAUGGGCGAGAAGGAUCCUGUUGGAGUUCCUGAAAUUGAGAUUCCAGAUUGCAACCAAAUACUGCGUGAUACUAAGUAUUCAUUUACUCUGGAGAAACGGAUCAUGGCUGCACGCGGAGAACUGCAGCGGAAGAUCAAAAAGGCUAAACAACACCCACAGACUUUGUGUCCCACCUGUCCGCCGUAUUGGCUGAUGUUCAGCAGCCCGCAACAUAGUCCUGCGGGCCGUCCUGAAAACACAGAAUUGUGGGAACUAGGCCCACGUCCACGCAGUUUCAGCCUGAGUGCCGUUGAUUCAAAGAGGCUCCGCCCACUGCGGGCAGUCCAGUUUCUCAUCGCUGAUUCGGAGUGCGAAGGCGGGUAUGGUGAAGAUGACGAGGGUUCAUCCACCGAGGAAGAUGCACCCUGUGGCAAAAGAAGACCACAGAGUUCUGGGCCACACUCUCUCAGACACGUCCAACGAGGCUCCACCCCCAAUUUGCAGACCCGCCCUGGGCCUUCCUCUACACGCCCGAACUCCGCCUCUUCUUUAAAGGACAUACAGAAGGCCCUCCCUCCUGCUGUUAGCCAGACGGCGCAAGGCAGUCCUCAUUCUUCCAGGGCUCCACGCAGGAAUGUUGCUGCGAUGAGAUCCAACGGGCGACGAUACUCAAACGCCCUGUUGCAGAAGAGACCCUCAUCCGCAGGACCACUGCCCUCCACGCAGCAACAAAAACCUCCCUCACAUGGUGUGCGUCCACGGACAUCUGCAGGGCUGCAGGAUGCUUCUGCGGAUCUGCUGUGUGCUUUGAGCAAGGAAGAGAAAGAUCUUCUAGAAGCCGUCACAAAGCACGGAUACACACUUCAUACUGCAAUAAUGGCCCUGCAGAGGACAGGACAGAGAAGUCCUGAUCAGAUUUUGAGUUAUCUGACUUCAUGUGAUCGUCUGUGUCGACUGGGUUAUGAGAAGAUGCAGGUGGAAGAAGCUCUGGAGAUGUUCCAGAACUGUGAGAGCAAGGCUGCAGAGUUUUUGGUUUUGCUUGCUCAGUUUUGCGAGAUGGGUUUUCAACAGAGCACCAUUAAAGAAGUUCUGCUGGUGCAUGAGAACCAUAAAGAGAGAGCUCUGGAAGAGCUUAUGACCCGUAGUGGCUGAGAAGACGCAUGAGGAUCAUCAGCCAUAAACAAUAAUGAAGCAUCAUUUCCAAGAACAAAUAUAUGAAUCUUUAAUUCCAUUAACUCUAAACUGGACGGAUGGAUGGAUAGAUGGAUGGAUGGAUGGAUGGAAAGAAUGAAAAAAUGAAUGAAAAAGUGAACGAGAGAACCAACGAACAAGGACAAAAAUUUAAUUUAACUGAACUGAACUUAAGUUCUGAACUAAAAUAAAUUUAAGUGAACUGAACUUAAUUGAAUUGAAUUGGAACAAGAACUGAAAUUAGGUAAAAUUAACUGAACUGAAUCAAACUGAACUAAAGUUCUGAACUUAAAUUAAAAUAACUGA
This is a messenger RNA of Paramisgurnus dabryanus, 1876 nucleotides long. RefSeq names its product ubiquitin associated protein 1-like a (gene ubap1la). Gene Ontology annotation, cellular component: ESCRT I complex. Gene Ontology annotation, biological process: ubiquitin-dependent protein catabolic process via the multivesicular body sorting pathway. The record is from RefSeq and is a predicted model, not a curated record. NCBI's taxonomy places the organism in Eukaryota, Metazoa, Chordata, Actinopteri, Cypriniformes, Cobitidae. Gene Ontology annotation, molecular function: ubiquitin binding.